This is a messenger RNA of Lactuca saligna, 324 nucleotides long. NCBI's taxonomy places the organism in Eukaryota, Viridiplantae, Streptophyta, Magnoliopsida, Asterales, Asteraceae. The record is from the annotation of a GenBank genome assembly.
AUGAGUUAUGGGAGAAAAAUAAUCGAAACUCCAACCAAUGGUACUACAACCAUGGAAACCACUUCUGUUCGACCACCACUAACACCUUCAUCACCUCCUGUUACUUCUACGAUUCUUCCUACUUCCACUUGUAGGGUCUCUCCAACUGUUAACGUAGUGAUGCAAGACCUAGAGGAAGAUGAUGUGUCUGAUAAUGCAAUUAUUUCAGACAAACAAUUCAAAAUUCUCAACUCCAAGAUGAAUUCGAUUUUACAAUUUUUAAAUGAUAAUGUUGGGAAGUCAUUUGUUAUUAGUGUUGAGGUCGAAUAUCUAUUAAAAGCUUGA